UCCUGUUUUUUUCGUGCGGGUAAAAUCACGGCUUUCUAUAGCGCGUAAGUCUUUAUCGUUUUGUUUUGUAGAAUUCGGUAAGUUAAGUAGAUAUCUUUGAUAAAUCUACUAUGCUAUGCGUAUACCGAAUGAAAUGUUAGCUGAGAAAAAACAUUCACGCGGUAAAGAAAGUAUGUGGGAAAAUGAGUUAACCGUGUGUUAACGCGCAGUGGUCAACUAUCCGUGCAAGUUUAGCAAAGGAAUAUAUAUCCAUAUUCAAGACGUAAUAACGUCAAGUAUUUAGAAAAACAUAUUUAAUCAGUGAAAAAUGAGUGCGUCGGCCUUAAAAUCAACAAUACCUGGAGUAGGUACUUCCCCAUCUUCUACAAGUCAUUCUAUUCUUCCAAUGAAUGCAAUGGCACAAAAAGUUGUAUCAGGAUCAGAACCAGCAUCUAUGAAGCCUUUACCAGGAACUGGAUUAAGCUAUGUUACAUUACAACCACCUAAUCAUCCAUCAAGUCAACCUUUAAGCUUAGUACAAGAUCAUAGACCUUCUGUAUAUCAAACACCACCUUAUGUAAGCAGUAAUUCUGAAAAGGAAGACUUGGAUAAAUUAAUCCCUAAUGGAGUAGAGAUUAUGAAAACUGAAACAGAACAAAAUAUAUCUGUUUCCAUAAAACAAAAUGAAUCUAACAGAAAUAAUAAUUUAAGUCCAGAUAAUCCUACACAAGAUUCACAAAGAGAAGUUCAAACAGAUCAAGAGAUGACAUCUAUUAAUUUAGAUUUCCCUGCAUUAUGUCCACAAUUACAAAACAAAGUUGAAGAAAAAAAGACUCCUGUAAAUAAUGGUUCAAAAGAAUCUGAUGGAAUUCCAAUUAAUACAACUUCACAAACAAAAUUAUCAUCACAUAAAUCAGAAGAUGGGUCAGUAAAAUCUGAUAGUCAGAAGUCAAAAACCAUAACUCAAAACACAAAACUUAUAGCAGAUAGUUCUGCAUUAUCACAAACAAGUAAUCCACCAAAAAUUGAAACAAAGGUCACUGGUUCACCAAAAGCAAAUAAGAGAAAAUCUAGAGAAUUGAAAGAUUUAAAAGGAAUAUCAGCAACAUCAGAUGGAGCAAGUAAACCAAAAAGAAAUCGAAUUCAAACACAACCUUAUCAGAGUCCAUUACCAGAAAUUGCAUUGCUUGUAAAAAAUUUAAAUAAACCACCACCAUCAAAAGCUUCUGAUGAUAAACUUAUAGUAUUCUAUAAAAACGAAUUUUUGGCUGUGAGAAAUGCAGAAGGAAGUUUCUAUGUAUGUCAAGCAAUGCAAAAUAUAUAUAAAUCUAGCAGAAAAAUUCGUAUACGUUGGCUUUCUCAAGACAAAAACAAUGGAGAAAUAUAUUCACCAGAUUUUUACGAUUAUAUAGAUUUUGAUUGCAUCUUAACAAAUUUAAAUUUAAACAAAAUUGAUAAAAAUAAAUUUCAAUUAACAAAGAUAGAAUUAUUACGUACAGAAAAUAUUUUAAAAAGAGCAAUUGAUGUUGAAGCUGGUGUAUCUGAAAAACCUCGAGUAACAGAAGAACAUCCGGAUGGACUUGAUCUUUCACUUUAUAAAGAUGAAUCACAAUUAAAAAGAAGAAAAAGUCAUAAUUUACAUAAACAAAAACAAAGUUUACGUAAGAAAGCAAAACGAACUGAAAGCUUCUCUGAAGAUGACACUCCUGAAGAUGAAUCGGGAAAAAAAUCACCUAAAUCGAAUCGUUCUAAAAAACGAACAGUUAAUAAAGCUUUAGCAAUUGCAAAGUCUGUUGCAAAAGGAUCUAGUAGAGCAGAAAGAGCAUUAAAUAGAAAUACAAAAUCUGGAAGUGAAACUACUGCUGCUACUAAUAGUACUACUACUACAGUUACUACAUCUACCACAUCAAUAGAUGUAACUAAAAAUAAUACAGAUAUUAAAAGAAAUGAAAAUAAAAAGAGCACAAAGCAACAGAAUAAUAACACAAGUGGAGUAUCAAGGACAAAACUACGUGCAUCUGCACAAAAUGCACAACAAAGUAAUAAAACAGCAGGUCGUCCAAAGCGUAUGGCUGCAGCUACAGGUAUUGUAUCGACCGAAGAAGCAAUUCGAAAAAAGCCACGUGGACGAGCAUAAGAUUAACGUAAUUUACCUGUAUUUCCUGUAUUACAUCUAGAACAGAAUCUGUAUCGUAGGCAAUAUGUACAUGUAGUACACUCUUUAAAAAUUGCGAUUGGUUUAUAAUGUAAUAUAUAUGAUCUCAAGAUUUAUAUCUUAUCAGAUGCUGCAUUAUAUUAUAGUCCAACAAUGUGGGAUCAACAAUUUAUAUAACAAUGCGGCAAAUCGCAUUUAAUGAAAAAAAGACUCAAAGAUUUAUAAGAGUGAUAUUGUGAUAUCAUAUAAAAUUUGUACAUAUCGUCUACGUUUCAGAUUCUUACAGGAGAAGAAAGUCACGGAAUGUGUAUGGGAAAUGGUACCUUGGUUGAAUAAUAACUAUCUACAGGGUGUCACAUGCUAAUGCACUCUUGCAAUAGUCUAUUUUUGAUGUUGUGAGUGAACUGUACGUGAUUCAGUUGAGUUUAAUGUACACUUUCCAUUGGAUAUGAUAGCUAUGUACAAAUAUAUAUAUUUGGGGCUUAUAAUGUACUCUAUAAAAAGAUAAAAACACAAAAUAAAAUAGAGUACCAGAGAAUGAAAACAAUCCGUGAGUUAUCGAUCUCCAAGUUAUGGAUCGGUAGAUUUAGAAGUACAAUACCUGUACAUUACGCUGAAUCUUUGCUAUUUAAAAAAUAGCAUAUGAAAUGGUCCAGCGCCUUUAUUAAAGACAGGCAGAGAAAAAAAGUGCCCUCAACUGUAAAUCCUUGUCCUGUUGUUGAAUCUAUGGAUUUAUUAAAAAAAAACUUUAUGGCUGGAGAUGUAAUGUUUUAACUAUAGUUUAUUUUUGAAUCAUUUAUGUCAAUGAAUUGCUAAUAUAAUUCAUUGUUAUAAAAAAUAAAAAAGAUCAUAUUAAUUAUGGUGGUAUCAAAUUAUAAUUUAGCCACUUAAACAUAUUAUAUUCCUUUCUUAAAAAAAAACAAACAAAAUAGCACUUAUUUACUCUGAUAAGUCUGGAUUAAAAUGUAUAAACUUGCUUUAUCUAUGUAUUAUUUUAUUUUUUCAAAGAUUAUGGACAAAGUGUAUAUUUACUGAAAGAUAGAUGAUUAUGAUUUACACUUCACCAAAUCUAAAUUCGUAUAUUUUAAUGUAGUUUAUAGUUUAUAUUUUGUGUCGAAAUGUAUUGGGAAUACAAGUUUCGUGUCAAUAUUGAGAAAAGAAAUUUAUGUGAGAUUCAAUUUAUUACAAUGUAUAAUGAACAAAGGUAUCGAGACAUGUAUUUGUUUUAUGAAUUACGAUAAUGUAAUGAUAAUACAUACCUUAUAUAAUUAUUUAUCGUGAAGAAAAAAGUCUUUGAUUUUUGGAAAGACAAAAGACGAAUUAUAUUGAUUAAAAUUGUAUACUUUUUUGUCAUUGAAAAUUCAGUUGCCAAAGUUGCAUUUACUUAUUUAAUGCAUUGGCCAUUGAACAUUGCACAAAUUUAAAUGAGAAAGUUAUUUCACUUAAAUAAUUUUAUCUAUGUAUGUACAUAUGAAAAUUAGGUAAUCAAAAUUGUGAAAAUAUGCAAAACUAUAUGAGCGUUUGGAAUUUUGAAGGCUAAUGUAUCUUAUUCAUUUAAUAAUGUAUUCCAAUUUAUUGAGUUGCAAUACAAAUGAUUGUACAACUUUUUACUUCUUAUUUUAGAAAUCAUAGAAUACAUGUACGAUGUACAUAUAUUUCAUAAGCUUAACAACGUUAAAGAUAACUUAAGAAUGCCGUUUAAAUGAUUAGGCAUAUCGACUUCUAUUGAAAAUAGAAUAUAAUUAUUAUAAUAAAUGAAUAAGGUGAAUUUAAUUCUUAAGAUGGGAGAUGAAUAAGAUACCAAUCCUAUCAUUGGUCCAUUGCAUAUUGUAUUUAAAAUAUACACACACAUAAUGUAUAAAUUUAAAAUAUACACAAACGUAAUGUAUAAAUUUAGUAAAGAAAAAAAUUCUAAUGAAGACCGAGAAAUUUGCUUAUCUUGUUACUCGAUUUUGCUUUCAAAGCAAUGUCACUCUUCUUGGAAUUAGUUGUAUAAUAUUGAAAUAAUUCAAAGGACGGUGCAAAUAAUUACAAUUAAAUAUCAUUAUUAACGUCAAUGAAAAAUAAUGUAAUAUAUAAUAAAUUUUCAAGACAAGCUACACUUAUUAUUUCAAGAAGCGAAAUCGAUUACAAUAUGACGAAUAAAUACAGCUCUCGAUAUUUUCGUGAGCUAUUUGCAAAUUUAAAACAAAAAUAUAAUAUGAAGGAAACUGAAUCGAAAAGCAAUGAUACAUUUGCGUGCGGGCUGAUAUUUGUUGAGGAUACUUAAAAAAUAUGUAUUAAAUUUGAAAAAUCGAAGUUUAAACAUAGAUAUAGGUAAUUGACCACUAAAAGAUCAUCUUUCACUUUAUAUACGAUAAAGUAUAUAAGAUCAUAUUUGUCUGUAUUAAUUUGUUAUAUAUGAAAAAUGUUUAUUCAAAUAAGUCCCAAAUUUUGUCAUUAUCAUAUAAAAAAUUUAAUUUUCUUCCUUGCAAUUCUAAAGUAAAACUAGAAAUCGUUGUUCGAAAUUUAAGAGCUAAAGAUACGUUUGCUACAUAAAAGUAUAUGUAAAAUUCAAAGUACAAAUAGUUUGUCAUGAAAGUAUCAGAUCUUUAGCUAAAAAUUUGGUAAACACCGGUUUAAAGUAUUACGUUAAAUAAGAUCUUAACUACCUCGUGAUACGAUUUAUUUCUGCAAUAAUGUAAAAAUUGUAUCUCUAGUUUCAGAUAAAUAAUUUAGAGGGACCUCAUUUUAUUUGCAUUACAAAUUAUUUUCAUAUUUUAUGCAAAUUUUUAAAAAUAUAUAAAAUACUUGACAUUAUCAUCUAAAAUAUCCUUCUAACUACUUAAAGAUACAAAGUUUAAAAAAUUUCAUUUUUUUAAACAAAUUUUGAAAUUUUUAAUAUGAAUUUUUAAUAGUUAUAAUUAUGUAAUCUUAAAUAAGAAGGAUGUUUUUAUUCAAUGAUAUCAAGUGUACAUUUUAUAUAAUCAAAAAAAAUAAUUCUUAGUUUAUCAAUUGUUUUCAACUUUUGAAUAAUAAUCCUCUGACAAAAUCUAUCCUAAAACAUUGAACAUGAAAUCUAUUAUUGGCUCUCACUUGACUUCUAAGCACUAUUUCAAUGAAUUUACAGCAUAUGUCCCUAAUUAAUCUGAAUGUCACGAUUGCAUUCUAAUUAUGUAAUAAAUACAUAAACUAUAUUACGCGUAUCGCAUUUAAAUAGAUAUUUAAAUGAUUAAGUAAAGCGAUCGUGUACGAUUAUUUCUAAGUAUAUGAUUCUUAUAAGAAUGGAUAUUUAUAUAUCAAAAAAGUACAGCCCACAUGCGAAAAUAUCGGGCUAUACUCGAAAUGCGUUGCCAGAAGCUGCCUUUUUGCUUCGAGGUCGCAUAAUUUAAUAUCUAUUAGGAAACAUUCGUAAAUAGUAAAUUGACAUUUAAUAUUUCGUGUAAACUUAUUUUAUAUUUGUUAUUUGAAAAGUGAAUUUUUAUUAUACAAAUUAUGAUAAAUUUAUUAUUAUACAAAGUAUGAUAAAAACAAUUUUAUUAGUUUAAAGUAUUAAUUUUUACAAAGAUUAAUUUUAUAUAAAUUUAUGUUAUGUAUAUAUGUAUUUUCUACUUCAAAUUUUUACCUAUUUUUAUAAUUUAAUUUUUUUUUUUUUUUUAAUACCGACAAUGAAUGGGGAUUUUAACAAGAGAUUAAGUAAAUUAAAAAAUCAAAUUUGAUUUAUAUUUUUUCUUAAUUAAUGACAUAAUUUGUAUAAGAUACGAUAUGGCCUACUCAGUACCUAAAACACAAAAAAUUAUUUGACCAGGAGCAAAAUGAUAGAAAAUAAAAAUUAUAUGUAUCAACAACGCGUUUCAAGAAUAUGGCUCGAUUCUUUUGAGAUUCAUUUUUCUAAAAGUUAUUCUAUACAAUUUAUAAUUAUUUAUUCUAUACAAUUUGCGAUUAUACUACUUAAAAACCAUUUGCAAGAAGUUUCUGAUAUCUAAUUGUAUGACUAAUUAUAAAACAUAAUGAGGAACCCUCUACUUGUCAUACCGUUUCCUUUUGUGUAAGUUCCAUAAUUUUAUCAAAUUAAUUAAAUGACAAGUUGAUGAUGGUUGGUGCAAUCUAUAUGUCUCCUGUGAUUUAAGUUCACGAAGAAUUUGAGAAACUAGCGUUUUACAAAUAAUAAAAAGAUAUUGUAAGUUUGGUGA
Apis laboriosa (Himalayan honeybee) is the source of this 6306-nucleotide messenger RNA. RefSeq lists its product as uncharacterized. Bases 308 to 2116 code for a protein of 602 amino acids. The record is from RefSeq and is a predicted model, not a curated record. The transcript is spliced from 7 exons. Lineage: Eukaryota; Metazoa; Arthropoda; Insecta; Hymenoptera; Apidae.